GCACCACCAAACCAUCCCCCCCAAAACUCAAUAAUCAUAAUAAUUUAUUUUUUCAUUUUCUCCUUCAAAUUCCCCUUUUUUUUCUUUCUUCAUCUCUCUUUCCUCCUCUUCUCUGCUUCUUCAACUUUACUACUUCUCUCUCUUCUGCAUUCUCAUUCUCAUUCUCAUUCUCUCUCUCUCCUCGCCGGAAAAUGCUGCAAAUUAGUCCGAAAAACAUCCCGGAAAAUCCAGCCCCACUUUAAUCUUCCCCAAAAACCCAUUAAAAAAAAAGAAACCUCCAUAAUUAUCAGUCCUUAUAACAUAAAUUCCAGCAUAUAUCCUUUGAAUAUGUUUGAAUCAAUGAUGGAAUUGGAAAUAAUUCCACUCCCAGAAACAGCAGAAAAAGAAUCAUCAAAAAACCCAUUAAUGAGAAGCAGGUCACAAGCAACAACAAGAAGAGUAACACCAACAACAACAACAAUAACAACAACAACACAAACUAACCACGAAAACGAAGGUGUAGUUGAGAAACACCUCCCAAAUGGAGAUCUAUACAAAGGAAGUUUCUUAGGAAACGUACCACAUGGUACAGGAAAGUAUCUAUGGUCAGAUGGGUGCAUGUAUGAAGGUGAGUGGAAGAAAGGUAAAGCCAACGGAAAAGGUAAGUUUUCAUGGCCUUCUGGUGCAACCUACGAAGGUGAGUUCAAAGGUGGUCGUAUGGAAGGACAAGGUACUUUCACUGGUUCUGAAGGUGACACUUAUAAAGGCACUUGGGUUUCUGAUAAAAAACAUGGGUUUGGUCAGAAAUCUUAUGCUAAUGGUGAUUUUUACGAGGGUUCUUGGAGGAGAAAUUUACAGGAUGGUAAUGGUAGAUAUGUUUGGAGGAAUGGGAAUCAAUACCAUGGUGAAUGGAAAAAUGGGUUGAUUUGUGGGAAAGGUCUUUUGAUUUGGGCUAAUGGUAAUAAAUUUGAAGGUUGUUGGGAUAAUGGGAUUGUUAAAGGGAAUGGUACUUUCUCUUACCCAUCUCCUUUACCAUUACCAUUACCAUUACCACCACCAGUUUUAUCAUUGCCUUUGGGUAAGAAAAGAGUUUCUUUUGAGAAUGAUGGUGUUGCAAGAGGAGGAGGAGGAGGAGGAGGAGAGAGAAUUGUUCCUAGGAUUUGUAUCUGGGAAAGUGAUGGAGAAGCUGGUGAUAUUACUUGUGAUAUUAUUGAUAAUGUUGAAGCUGCUUCUAUGAUUUAUGGUGAUGGAUUUGUAAGGUUAGAUCGACAUUUAGCUAAAAGUCCUUGUUGUUUUAUCAAAGAAGCUAAGAAACCUGGCCAAACCAUUUCUAUUGGUCAUAAGAAUUAUGAUUUGAUGCUUAAUCUUCAGUUGGGUAUCAGAUAUUCAGUUGGGAAGCAUGCUUCAAUCUUGAGGGAUCUGAAGCACAGUGAUUUUGAUCCUAAGGAGAAGUUCUGGACAAGGUUUCCACCUGAAGGAUCUAAAUUAACACCAACACAUAAAUCUUAUGAUUUUAGGUGGAAGGAUUAUUGUCCUAUGGUCUUCAGACAUUUGAGGGAGUUGUUUCAAGUAGAUCCUGCGGAUUAUAUGCUAGCAAUAUGUGGAAAUGAUGCUCUCCGAGAGCUUUCUUCUCCUGGAAAAAGUGGAAGUUUUUUCUACCUUACUCAAGAUGAUAGAUUUAUGAUUAAGACUGUCAAGAAAUCUGAAGUCAAGGUUUUACUUAGGAUGCUUCCAAGUUACUACCAACAUGUUUGCCGGUACGAAAAUUCACUCGUUACUCGGUUUUAUGGUGUGCAUUGUGUGAAACCAAACGGUGGACCUAAGACACGCUUCAUUGUCAUGGGAAAUUUGUUUUGCUCGGAGUACCGUAUUCAUAGACGAUUCGACUUAAAAGGAUCUCGACAUGGGCGGACAACGCAGAAGCCUGAGGGUGAGAUAGAUGAAACGACUACCCUCAAGGAUCUUGAUCUUGACUUUGUCUUCCGUCUUCAAAGGAACUGGUACCAGGAAUUGAUCAAGCAAAUUGAACGAGAUUGCGAGUUCCUUGAAGCAGAGAGAAUUAUGGAUUACAGUCUUUUGGUCGGGGUUCAUUUCCGUAAUGACAAUACCGUGGAUAAGAUGGGCCUUUCCCCUUUCGUCCUCCGUGGCAAAAGGGAUUCAUAUCAGAAUGAAAAAUACUUGCGUGGACGUCGUUUCCUCGAAGCAGAACUACAAGAUAUGGAUCGUGUUCUUGCUGGCAGGAAACCAUUGAUCAGACUAGGAGCAAACAUGCCUGCCAGAGCAGAGCGACUGGCUAGGAGAAGUGAUUUUGAUCAGUACACUCCUGGGGGGUAUGGCAAUAUGGUCCCUGCUCGAAAUGGUGAAAUCUAUGAAGUAAUACUUUACUUUGGGAUAAUUGACAUUUUACAAGACUAUGAUAUCACCAAGAGGUUAGAACAUGCCUAUAAAUCUCUACAAGCCGAUCCAACUUCAAUCUCAGCAGUGGAUCCUAAGCUAUACUCCAAGAGAUUCCGUGAUUUCACAAGUAGAAUUUUUGUGGAAGAUAGGUAGCAGUUUGGAGAAGUAGAAAGACAAACUACAACCAUAAAUGGGCUGUGCCGUUCCAUUGAAAAGGAAUUCACCUAAUGGUGUUAGUACUUGUUAAGGUCCCCUCCAUGUGGAAUGAAUCACAAGUCAAGAAAGAUUCAACACUUCUCUUCUUGAAUUGAUAGAUGUUUUAUGAAGACAGGACCAAGAAAGUCUUUUUCUCCACUCACUUUGUUGGUAGGAGAAAAAUCGGUUGGCUAGUGCUGCAAUGGCGGUCACUUGAGGAAUGUGAAUCAGAUUCGGGGGAUGGCAUUUGGCUGAAUUUUGUGGAUCAGCCAAGAGCGCGAUAAAUGAAACGACAGGUCAUUUUUGUAUAUUCAAGGGGUGAAGGUGAAAUGGUAAAUUGGAUUGGGUAUUCUUAUUAAUUUUCCUCUGUUUUUGGCUAGAAUUUUGUAGCAAAUGAAAGCACUAUGAGGGAUUUGAAAGAUAGGUAUAUAGAGAAAAAGGGAAAAUGUGAUUUUUUUUCCCCAAGUAAAGAAAGAAACAAAAAAAUGGGAAGAGGAUGUAUGGAAUAACAAUUGUACAGGUUAAUAGAAAGGAUGAAGAGAUUAUUUAAUAUGAAAUCAUCUUUUUGGUA
Messenger RNA from Beta vulgaris subsp. vulgaris (sugar beet), 3142 nucleotides. RefSeq names its product phosphatidylinositol 4-phosphate 5-kinase 1. Bases 328 to 2529 code for a protein of 733 amino acids. Gene Ontology annotation, molecular function: 1-phosphatidylinositol-4-phosphate 5-kinase activity; ATP binding. The record is from RefSeq and is a predicted model, not a curated record. The transcript has 8 exons. NCBI's taxonomy places the organism in Eukaryota, Viridiplantae, Streptophyta, Magnoliopsida, Caryophyllales, Amaranthaceae. Gene Ontology annotation, biological process: phosphatidylinositol metabolic process.